Messenger RNA from Daphnia pulex (common water flea), 2088 nucleotides. RefSeq names its product putative mediator of RNA polymerase II transcription subunit 26. Bases 1 to 2088 code for a protein of 695 amino acids. The record is from RefSeq and is a predicted model, not a curated record. The transcript is spliced from 2 exons. Lineage: Eukaryota; Metazoa; Arthropoda; Branchiopoda; Diplostraca; Daphniidae.
AUGAAUCGCUACACGAGUGAGUCGAACAAAAGUUUGGGAAUACCUUUCAGCAACGGAAUGUUGAUUGGUGGUGAAAUCGUAGAUCCGAGGUAUGACACCGAUCCUCGGAGCAGAAUCGAACAGUUGACGACAAGAAACCUGAAUGUGACCAUACCAAACCAUCAGACUUUUCCCGGUAAUAAUCCCAUACAUUUUAACCCUGACAUGAGAAACAAUUUCCAACUGACGUAUUCUCCAACCAUCGUCGUUAACAUUGGCGAUGAGGAAAGGCGAAAUAGAAACACCCAAUCAUUUCGUCGUGACGAGCAAAGGGUAAUGGAACAUGGGCGAUUCCAAGAGCGUAUUCCACCACAUUACGCACCGGAAAGAUACCCCAAUCGUGACAUCAGUGAUCGAUAUCCCAGCAAUUACUACUCCGACAGUCCAUACCCUGAACGAAACGAGCAUGAUUAUCAUUCCCGACGUGAACGCCCCGCCAGAGUUUCGCUUGGGUCGAAUUGCAAUCAUCAAUCCGAAAAUAAUCGGUACCCAGAUUAUCACUCUGAGAAUAAUCGAAAUUAUUACUACGAAAGCAAUCGAAACGUUAGUCACUCUGGGUGUGAUCGAAAUCAACAACACUGCGAUCAUUACUCAAAUAAUCAGUACCCAGUUUAUCACUCUGGGAAUGAUCGAAAUCAACACUGCGAUCAUUACUACCAAAAUCGAAAUCCUGAUUGUCAUAGUCACAGCGAAUAUGAUCGAAACACACGACGCCAUAAUUAUUCGGACCACGAGCACCCACCAUCCAAUAUUGAACGAUCUCCAGCAUGUGUCCAACGCGUCCAACGAAAAAGUGUCACCAGAGAUUUAGUUGGCAAACACGUCCCUCGUUGCCAACCUGCUGUUCAUCAGGCUAACCCAUCACCAAGGACUAGAUGUAGCGCCUCACCAGCUGCAUCAUCUUGCCCAAAGAUUUGUCAGGCUAAAAAUCAUGCUAAAAAUAUAAAAUUGUCCGUGAGCUGGUUCAUUCCAGCAGGUGGUGCUGCCGCACCUGAUUUGAGGCAAAUCCCAGCAGCUGACGUUAGGCCUACACAUGAGUCUGAUAACCCGGAUUCCGCACCAGACCCGGCACAAGAAUAUGAUGACAUGGACCCGACAGCACAAGAUACAGAUGUUCUGCAAGAGCACGAUGAUACUGUUGUAGCACCACAGCAAAUAGAAGAAAAAGAUCAGGAAGUGGGUGUUCCGGAGAACGUUGAUGAACCGCACCAUGAACCGCAGCAUGAACAAGAUGAACCGCAGAAUGAACAGCAUGAACCACAGUAUGAACAGGAGGCUGGCGAUGAUACAAAUGAUGAACAUCAGCAGCAUGAACAAGAUGAACCGCAUCAGAUUGAACAGCAUGAACCGCAGUAUGAACAGGAGGCUGGCGAUGAUACAAAUGAUGAACAUCAGCAACAUUUGUACCCAAAUAUACAGGAUCUACAAGAACCCUUGCAAGAACCGGAUGAAGCUCCGGAAAUGGAAACAGCCACAGUAGAAGGGAAAGACGAGGGCUUGGUACAAGAACCGGAAGAUCUCUCCGUACCAGAAGAAGAUGACCAACAUUACGACGAAGAUGUCUCGGAAGCAGCACCAAAUGAUCCCAUAGAUGAACCUGUAGAUCCCAUCAUAAAUGUACCAGACUCAUACGUUGAUGAAAUUCCCCCGAAGAGCCGAAAAGGGUUUAUGGGAUCUGUUUCAAAUAUGUUUAAAUCAAAGAGGCAAGAAACUAGCGACAGAAUGAAAGAAGGAAUCCGAAAUACUGCUGAAAAUAUGAAACAAAAGGCAAAAGAUGCUGCCGAAAGACAGGCGGAUAGAGCGAAAGAAAUGUUGAAGAGAAAAGCUGAUGCGGCCAAAGAAAUGAGAAGUGACUGGAAGAAGAAGAUGGAAGAAAGUGACUGGAAGAAGAACAUGGAAGAAAGUGACUGGAAGGAAAUGGCCGGAAGAAUAAUGUACGGAGAGGAUGCGACUGGAAGAGAAGUGACCGGAAUAGGAACAUGGAAGAAUGUGACUGGAAGAGGAAUGACCGGACCGGAAGAUGUAAGAGAAGAACUCAACUGGAAAUGA